Molecule: messenger RNA, 773 nt
Organism: Pezoporus occidentalis (night parrot)
Lineage: Eukaryota; Metazoa; Chordata; Aves; Psittaciformes; Psittacidae
Gene: IMMP1L
Product: inner mitochondrial membrane peptidase subunit 1
Exons: 5
Coding region: 166-651 (161 amino acids)
Cellular component (GO): mitochondrial inner membrane peptidase complex; membrane
Molecular function (GO): serine-type endopeptidase activity
Source: RefSeq, a predicted model, not a curated record
CUCACUACUUGUCUAUGCCAAAUGCAGAUUCUAAGAUGGAUUAAGAGGAUUUUUGGGUGAGAAUUCCCUAAGGAAAAAAAUGGAGGGAAUACAAUGGGUGAAUGAGACAGCAAUCAAAACAUUUGGGAAAAGAUCAGAACCAGCUGAACAACAUAACACUAUACCAUGCUUCGAAAUGUCCUAGGAAAAACCUUUCGGUUUCUUGGGUAUACUGUGCAGUAUGGCUGCAUAGCACAUUGUGCCUUUGAGUACCUUGGAGGAAUUGUUGUGUGUUCUGGACCUUCAAUGGAACCAACCAUUCAAAAUUAUGAUAUUGUCUUUUCGGAGAACCUUAGCCGCCACUUUUAUUGCAUUCGAAAAGGAGACAUUGUAAUUGUGAAAAGCCCAAAUGACCCCAAAUCAAAUAUCUGUAAAAGAGUAAUUGGCUUGGAAGGGGAUAAAGUCUGCACAAGCAACCCUUCAGAUUUCCUAAAGAGUCACAGCUAUGCCUUCUUCUCUGGACAAAUACUCUCAAACCCUCUGCCUACACAGUACCAAUGGCAGACUCAAGGAAUUGGUCUUAAGACAAAACUUUCUGUGUUUUUAAACACUACGCGAAGAUUUUGUCUCGGCAGUAAUUGUGAGGAUUUUGCUUUUGAAGUUAGACUUUAAUGUGUCUCUGUAUUUCAGUGUAACAAUAUUUCAUUUUUUCUGAGUAUGGUUGGAAAAGUAGUCAUUUUCCUAACUUGUCCAAAAAGUCAGGUAACACAAUAAAAAGGAAAGAAUAUUCUUAA